ACAGCUAUGCGAAUAUGGGCAGUUUCGGAUGUCCAUGCAGACUACAAAGAAAAUAUGGAAUGGUGCGAAACACUGUCAGAGAACGCUUACCAGGAGGACACCCUGAUCCUGGCUGGCGACAUAUCAGACGAUCAGGCGAUUCUGAGGUCCACAUUCGAGCUCAUGGUCAGAAAAUUCGAGCAUGUAUUCUUCGUGCCUGGAAACCAUGACCUGUGGGUGCGGCGUAAAGAGCGAGGCGUGCUGGACUCUCUAGGGAAGCUGGAGGUGAUCAAGGACCUCUGCAGGGAAUUGGGGGUGCACACAGAGCCGGCGCGCAUUGGGGGCGUUUGGAUUGCUCCCAUAUAUUCUUGGUACCAUGCCUCCUUUGACAGGGAGCCAGAUCUGCGCGGGGCUCCUGCUGUGAUGGUGGACUUCCAUGCCUGCCGGUGGCCGAGCAGCAUACCCACCUCCCACGACACCUCCAUAGCAGAGUAUUUUGACAACCUCAAUGAGCCCGCUCUCAGCAAUCUGGCAGAGAACUUAGAGAUGGAAGAGGAGGAGAGUGGGAGCAGAUCCCCACUCCUAACCUUCUCUCAUUUCUUGCCCUUGCAGUCUUUGUUGCCAGAGAAACGGAUGCUCUUCCAGCCCAAUUUGGCAAAGGCAGUUGGCAGUGAUUACAUCCAACGGCGCAUUGAGGAGCUGCGACCCAUGGCGCACAUCUUUGGGCACACCCAUUUUGCCUGGGACACUGUCGUGGAUGGCGUGAGAUAUGUGCAGUGGCCACUUGCAUAUCCACAGGAGCGCAAGCGGAGGCAUGAUGGCGGCAAGGGCUUCAAGCCCCUGGUCAUCUAUGACACAGCACAGAACAAGCUGUCUCCCCACCAGCACACCUACUGGGCCGACUUCUAUCAGGAGAACCGGCGAGACCCCAGCAACAUAGAGCCAGCGCCCUGGGUCAAGGCGCGG
Molecule: messenger RNA, 945 nt
Organism: Coccomyxa subellipsoidea C-169
Lineage: Eukaryota; Viridiplantae; Chlorophyta; Trebouxiophyceae; Coccomyxaceae
Product: Metallo-dependent phosphatase
Exons: 6
Molecular function (GO): hydrolase activity
Source: RefSeq, a predicted model, not a curated record